Molecule: messenger RNA, 516 nt
Organism: Dermacentor albipictus
Lineage: Eukaryota; Metazoa; Arthropoda; Arachnida; Ixodida; Ixodidae
Product: cytochrome P450 3A21-like
Molecular function (GO): heme binding; iron ion binding; oxidoreductase activity, acting on paired donors, with incorporation or reduction of molecular oxygen
Source: RefSeq, a predicted model, not a curated record
CGAUGCACACCCUCUUGAAUCUUCCUUACACAAACCAGGUCAUAUCUGAGACACUUCGGAUGUAUCCGCCACUUGUCACGCUCAUUGCGCGAGGAGCGGACGAGGAUUUUCAAUGUGGCAAGUACCUCAUCAAGAAAGGCAUGUCGAUUAUGUCGCCCACUUACCAACUGCACUAUGACCCUCAGUACUGGACCAACCCAGAAAAGUUCGACCCCGAAAGGUUCCGCCCGGAAAACAAGCACCUUGUCAACCCCAUCGCCUACCAACCCUACGGUCUCGGUUUGCGCAUGUGCAUCGGCCACCGCCUUGCACUGGUCGAGCUUCCUUCGGUCACUGCUCAAGUCUUGCGGCAUUUUCGCAUCACUCUGGGACCCAGUCAGGCGCCCGAAUUGGAGCUGGAUACUUACGCAGUUCUCUCAGUGCCUAAGGAAAAGGUAUGGGUGGAAAUACACAAGCUAAACAAAGUGAAAUAAAUGUUGCACUUCGUAUGGCGAGAAUAAAAGGAUCUAUGAUUUC